Messenger RNA from Nematostella vectensis (starlet sea anemone), 2429 nucleotides. Its product is annotated as leucine-rich repeat protein SHOC-2. Lineage: Eukaryota; Metazoa; Cnidaria; Anthozoa; Actiniaria; Edwardsiidae. The coding region runs from base 138 to 2240 and encodes 700 amino acids. The transcript has 3 exons. The record is from RefSeq and is a predicted model, not a curated record. Gene Ontology annotation, molecular function: protein binding.
GGCCUGGGUCUUUCUAGUGGUUCACCGCUCGAAAGGCGCGUGGACAAUCGCGGGUCUGUUUUUAUUUCCCCCCCUCAAACACUACUUUUCCAGACCGCUAGAUAAAAAAAAUAUUCAUAGCACUACACUUCAAGGCGAUGGAUAAGGUCCAAGAGAGCAUAGAAGAUUACAAGCAUCAAGGCGGGGGCUGUUUAUCUCUCAUUUCGCUGGAUCUACAAGAACUCCCUCGUGGCUUUGUACCUGAGGUCGCCGCGCUGAACAUAACGACGCUUAAACUCGAUUUUAACGAUCUACAGAGACUACCAGACGAUCUCGGCUCUUUGGCCAGCCUAACAGAGCUGUAUUUAACCGGGAAUCUGCUAACUAGCUUGCCCGAUGUGUUUGCCCGCCUCGGGAAUUUGACGGAGCUUCAUUUGAAUGAGAACAGUCUGGAGGAACUCCCGGAGAGUUUGGGGAAACUUUCAAAACUUCGCGUAUUGAAUCUGACUGGAAACAAGCUUGAGAAGCUCAGGGAUGAUUUUGGCGCUGGAUUAGCUUCUUUAACGGAGCUAAGGAUUGACGAGAACGAUUUAUCUGAAUUAUCUGUUAGUUUUACUCUCAUGAAAAAUUUAAAAGUUCUAGAACUUGGAGAUAACCAUAUUGAAAGGUUGCCUGAAGAUUUCGGGAACUUGAGAAAACUAGAGGUUGUGAAUUUGAGCCAGAAUAACAUUGAAAAACUUCCAGAAUCCUUUGGGUUUUUGUGCUGCCUCAAAAGCUUCGAUAUUACUGGUAAUCAUAUUGAAAAUUUACCUGAAAGAUUUGAAUCAGCUUGUUUUCUGGAACACCUUUAUGCAGAUAAUAACAAUAUCACCUGGCUACCAGAUUGGUUUGGAGAUCUUCCAAACAUAAUCAAUUUGUGCCUGUCGGAUAAUGAGUUGAGUGACAGUGCUCUGCCGGAUCAUUUUGGCUCUAUAUCUGGCAAGACUUUGAGCAGUCUUGAUCUGUCUGGAAAUCGGAUAACCAAGUUACCAGAUUCUAUGGGUGAGCUAAAGGAGUUGAAAACCUUACACUUGGGAAGUACUAUUAAUGAGCUUGAACGCAGGGCAUUCCAGAAUGGUAACUGGUUAUCGCACCUCCCUGAUUCAUUUAGUCAGAUGGCAAACCUUACAAAGCUUCACCUUGACGAAAACCAGGUUGUUUGCCUACCAGACGAUUUUGGUGACCUAGUGAACCUGGAGUGGCUAGAUGUGGGACAGAACCGUAUUGAGAUGCUACCAGAUUCUUUCUGUAAUCUCUCCAAGCUGUGGUUUCUUCAGCUCUCCAAAAACCAUCUGACAGAGUUACCAGAGAAUUUUGGUAACUUGACGUCACUAGUCGAACUUCGUCUGGAUAGUAACCAGUUGUCGUCAUUACCAGCAUCUUUUGCAAACCUCACAAAUGUUAAGACACUUGACUUGUACAGGAAUAAGUUAUCUGAGAUCCCACGAGUGCUUCUGAAGCUAGAGAAUCUGAUGAGGCUAGACUUGGAUGGUAACAAAUUGAAGAUUAAGGCUGACAAAGUGCCUAAACUAACCACAAAGGUGCUCUACCCAGAAAAGGACCCAGCCCUAAAGGAAAACUGGCGAGGCAAAGUCCGUGGAGAUAAGCUUGCUGGGGAGGACUUCAGUCAGAGCAUUGCAGAGCUUCUUGAGAAUCCUGAGGAAGCACAGAGCAAUGGAGGGGAGGAAGAGGAGGAGUGUGAGGAGACAGUGUAUAGUGAGGCAGCACUUGAAAGGGCUAUGAGGCGUGGCUUGUCUAUCUGGAGGUCGCAUACUGGUCCAGGGGAGCGAGAGGCUGACACCGACUCGUCACACGCUAUUGAAGAAUCCUACCUCUCCAGCACCCAUUUUAACUACACCCCGAACUACAUUACCGACAUAUUUGAAGAUGCCAGCGAGGGAAAGGAGUCAACAAAUCACACAGAUGACAUUGCCGCAUCAGGUGAAGACUGGGACCUGGAGAUUGAAGCAAGCUAUAUCAGUAAUCCUAAUGCGCAUGCACCAGCCCCGCCUACUAAGAUGGUGGACAUGUCGGUCAGGAAUCAGCUGAAAUGUCUGAUUUCUAGUUAUCCCCCUGCAAGCCAAGCAUUCACUGCCUCGGCUAAGUAUGACUCUGUUUAUUUGAAUACAGUUGUUGACUGGGGAGGUUUUGGGUGCAGUGGGCGUAGCCAUGGAGAAAGUAGUUGCCAUGGAGAUGGUCAGUUUGAUGAUGUUGAUGAUUAAUGAUGCAUGUGGUUUAGAUUUGACGAAAGAAUGAACUGUUUGCAGAGAAGGUCGUUUUAUUUUUAACAAGAAAAGACAAUAUAACUGUUUGUUUCAUGAUUUAGCAGUCAUCCGUUGCGAUAUAAAUGCAUUGGAAUAAUAAAAUUGUUACUGUCUGAUAAAGUUACGUCAAUAAAGUUAUUAAAUCUU